UGUAAUCUCAAGACAACUAAUAUGUACUUUUCUGUGUAAGAUUGGAAUUAUUGGUGGAACUGGCCUGGAUGAUCCGGAUAUCUUAGAAGGAAGAACAGAAAAAUAUGUUGAUACUCCUUAUGGCAAGCCAUCGGAUGCUCUGAUAUUGGGGAAGAUAAAAAAUGUGGACUGUGUGCUGUUGGCAAGACAUGGAAGGCAUCAUACAAUUAUGCCAUCAAACGUCAAUUACCGUGCCAAUAUCUGGGCUUUAAAAGAAGAAAAUUGUUCUCAUGUUUUAGUGAGUACUGCCUGUGGUUCAUUACGAGAGGAAAUACAACCUGGUGAUCUUGUCAUAAUUGACCAAUUCAUUGACAGGACAACUAAAAGACAUUGUACUUUAUAUGAUGGGCAACAUUCCAGUCUUUCAGGAGUAUGUCACAUUCCAAUGGCAGAGCCGUUCUGCACCAAAACCAGAGAGGUUCUUAUUGAGACUGCCAAGAAGCUUGGGCUUCAGUGCCAUUCCAAGGGGACAAUGAUCACAAUCGAAGGCCCACGUUUCAGUUCUCGAGCAGAAAGCUUGAUGUUUCGCAGCUGGGGAGCUGAUGUUAUCAACAUGACCACAGUGCCUGAAGUGAUUCUUGCAAAAGAAGCUGGAAUGAGUUAUGCUAGUAUUGCCAUGGCAACCGAUUAUGACUGCUGGAAGGAACAUGAAGAAGCGGUUUCAGUGGAUAAAGUUUUAAAGACGCUGAAAGGGAAUGCAAAUAAGGCUACUAGCAUACUCCUUACUGCUAUACCUCAGAUAGCUUCCAUGGAAUGGACCGACACCCUGCACACCCUGAAAACAACAGUGCAGUGUUCGGUAAUCCUGCCAAAGCAGUAACAACCUGGAUGCAGCUUGAAGUUUG
Molecule: messenger RNA, 884 nt
Organism: Balearica regulorum gibbericeps (East African grey crowned-crane)
Lineage: Eukaryota; Metazoa; Chordata; Aves; Gruiformes; Gruidae
Source: RefSeq, a predicted model, not a curated record